AUGGCCAAUUUAAGUGUUUUUUGUGAGCUAACGUUGUUGGUGGUGCUUACCGCGAUGACGGCAGUCCUUGCCGGGCGUACAGUUUUUCAUGCUCGUGAACCACCGCGCACCCUGCAAAUGAUUGGUUCAGCAAACCCGCGAAUGCUUCACAAAAUCAGUGCGGAUCUGCAACCCGACACCUCCAAAGUGGUUCACAUCCAAGUGCCUUACUACAUCGAACGUCCGAAACUGCGCACCAAGAAGUUCCAGCCCUGGAUACCGCGAGGCCAACGCUUUGUGUCCUCGUCCGGUGCUCUGCAGCAACAUCUGCCCGGCCCAGUGUCGUUCGGAACUCCGUUCCCAGCCCGGGAAGCUCCCUUCAAAGCGAAACCUAUUCUGCCGAACGAAUUUCUCGCUAAUCCAGGACCGUACGACACACCCUUCGUGCCGGUCAUGAAACCAAGCCCAGUAAAUCCGCUUCACGUCGAACCGCCCGCACCGGAGAUUAUGUUCGAACCGAUCAGUAUCCUUCCGCUGGAAGCGCCCUCGUUUGCAACCAUCCGCAAUCACGUAAACUAUCUUAAGCAGAAGCAGCAAGCAUUCUUCGAAGGGCAGGGACGUGAGUUCGGGUUGGGUUCAACUGUGCCGGAUGAGCUGGAGUACUUCAGUGAGCACGAGAAACGACUCGGCGACGGCACUGUGCCGGUACACAAUGGAGAUUCCGAACGUACGGGUGGCGGACGGAACACACUAUCCGAGCAUGACUUUGGACAGAACGAUCGUAAGUACGAUCGACGAGGUAAAGCUAUCAGACCAACGAAAGGAGAGCAAGAAGAGGAGGACGACGAGGCGGAACACUCCGAAGAGGAUGAUUUCUAUGACUCGGAAGGAAAACAGUAUCAGGACGAUGAUUUUGAAGACUCGCGUGAUGAGGCCGAUCGAGCCGCUGCGUUCGAACCGAAGAAGGUGUACACGCAGGUUAGACAUCGAGAGAUAGUACGACACGUUCCUCGUUCUGGACGUGAUGAGGAGGUGGAGCACGAUCAGGAGGACGAUGAGGAGGAAGAUGAGGAAGAGAACCGUGACGAUCGUGAUGAGAAAGAAAACGAUACACAGCUUGAUGAUCAGGAAGACGAAGAGGAGCAAGAUCGCGAUCAUCAGCAUCUUCCACCGAUUCGGGAGCGUUUGAAUCUGCAACGCAAAAAUAUCGUCUACACGGAGAAAGGCCAUCACGCGAACAAGUUUGAUCACGGUUCGGAAGAAUCUUUCGGCCAGUUCGAACAGCAGGACGACACGAAACCAACGCAACGGAGUAGAAUAAAGCGAGCGGCUGAAGAACUGCCUGACACUAAUAGAACGCUAUCCGACCAGAUCGUGGAUGUGCUGGCGAUGGUGAUCCUCGGCAACGAAACACUACCACUUCCCGAAGCGUUAACCGAUCCGCGUGAGCUUCACGGUGAAGAGCUGAUCAAGUUCCUGGAUGAAGCGAUCCAAAACACUACGCAAUAUCUUCCGGAAGGCCGGCUAAAGGAUCGGGAAGCUAUAAGCAUUGUGUCCCCACCGAGCAAUGUGGUAAAGUUCCCGUACUACCACCGACCAGCGAGUGAGAUUGACGUCGAUUCGGCGUUACGAUACGCGGAAAAUCUUACCAGUUUUAGCACGGGACUUUACGGCGCUAAGGCGGCAGCUGGUGAGGAGUGCAAUGAGGUGGAUGUAGAGCUAGAGGACGAACCGGAACCGAUUGAGGAAGAUGCUGCCGGGGAAGGUUUCAAACCGAUCCGACGACUUAAAGGGCUGGGCGAUAAGAUCGACUGUCUGAAGCGAAAGCACUUCGGCAGCGAACCGUUGGAUAAUCCGCUGUUUAGGGAAGAGUUUGUUGGAGUAGUGCCAAGAAAGAUGUAUGUUGGCAAGGGCAGUACGCUUCCUGUUCCGCAGCAGACCCAACAGCAACAGCAACCCAACCCAGCAGUGGCUGUGUAUAAUGAUGUAAUACGCCACAUCAAGAAGCACCUCGCGAGUCAGCAGCGGCGCAAGAACUCGAAAGCGGACACCGACCAAGACACGGUUAUGAUUGCCGUUCCGCGCAUUUUAAGACUAGAUCGGGAAGAUCCCGAAGUUAGUGGAACGCAUCAAAAACGCGAAGCCCGAGUAGUGUUCCGCCAAGCGAACCCGCUCCCCGUCUCGAACCACAUCAGUGUGCCGAUCUUUGACAUUAGUAAGUUUGUGCCAAGGUUUAUGAUGCGUCCGAACGAGGAUCUCUUUGCGGAGGAAGAAUAUCACGCUCCGACCACGGUAAAGCCACGUGUCAGCAGUCCAAAAGUUCGUCUUCAAACGUUGGUAAAGACAGCGGAACAGCUAGCCGAGGGUGCGGUUUCGGUGGAGGAAAGUGUGGAGCAGAUAAUGACUACCGAGAAAAGUCCGGUGCGGGACGAUAUUGCCGAUGCGUUCGAUGAUGUGUUGGCCAAACCGAAUCAACCGCCAGCACCGCUACCACCGAUAAAACCCUACAGUGUGGUGGAGCAGGACACCAAAGAUAGUGGGCCCGAGCCGACGUUCAACAAGUCGGGACCACCGUAUGCAGCGCUCGCCCUAGAACCGCCCGUGGCGCAAAGUAUUCUGAAGCAGCGCAUUGCCCCGCUGGAGCGUAACCAACUCGAUCUGGCGAAAGCGAAACGAUCUCCAGCGAAGCUGAUACCGAGAAAGACCCGGAGACCGUCGGUUACGCGAAAGAAGGUGCUCGUGUUCUAUCACUAA
Anopheles maculipalpis is the source of this 2733-nucleotide messenger RNA. RefSeq names its product probable serine/threonine-protein kinase kinX. NCBI's taxonomy places the organism in Eukaryota, Metazoa, Arthropoda, Insecta, Diptera, Culicidae. The transcript has a single exon. The coding region runs from base 1 to 2733 and encodes 910 amino acids. The record is from RefSeq and is a predicted model, not a curated record.